CAGGAGCGCACCACGACUUGUUGAUCAACACUCCCAGUCCGCUCCUGCCUCACGUACGUCCGCCCGUGUCGAAGUCGCUGCUCUGUCUACUCGAGCGUCCGCCCUGAUCCUCUCACGGUCCGUCGCUGAGCGCCUCGCCCAAGCCACUCGCUGUUCGAGCCGCUCGUUGCUCUCAGACCAGUCUUAAAAACCCCCCACAAUCCAUGUUGUCAACAACUGUCCCGCAGUACACACGUACCCCAUUCUACAAGACGACCUUGUCAAGCUCAGUCACCAGCUUGCAGCCUUUAGAAUACAGUACACGUGAACCCUUGGCGCGCUUGGACCUCCACCGCUAGCGAAGUGCGUGUACUGCAACCUCACCACGCCAACUUCGAUUCUCACUGGCUAAAGUCUAGCAUUAUCUCUUCUAUUCACAUGUCUGAUUCCGAAGAAUACUCCCGGGAAGCUGCCGUUACAGAGUUCUUCAAUCAGACGUGUGCAACCCGCGCUUCCUGUGACAGUAAAGCACUGGAUCUCGUAGGCGGAGAAGUCGUCCCCGUCGAAGUGCAAGGAGUAUGCAGCUACACCGUCUACGCUGGGCCUCAACUCGAGUAUGUUGUCCAAUUCCGGCUUAAGUCCCUGAAGCUGGAUACCAAGACGGCGACUUUGGCCGCGCAGAUCUACGGCUCUCUGCCGCCAACAGUCAAAUUCUAUGGCGAACUUGGAUCAGAAGGAGACGAAGCAGGAAAUGAACCGCUGCUGGUGUAUGUCAUGGAUCGGAUACGAGGUCUUAGUCACCUGGACUUUAUUCUCAAAUAUGGAUAUCCGCCAAAUUCAGAGUCAAACGUCGCUGCACGGAGGAACCUCAUAACGGACAUCGCUCGAUUCAUGGCCCUCUCAUGGAAAGCCCCGCAGGAAGUCUCGUUGGAGUACCGGGGGAUGCUAGCCCAAAGGUACACUGGCGACUUACAGCUCUUGCUCACAGCGCUACCAGAACGAUUCCACGCUAUCGUCCAGGGUGUGCUCGAUCACUUAGACUCAGUGUUCUCUCUCCCUAUGGUCCUGCUCCAUCGUGACUUUGGCACGUCAAACAUUCUCGUUGAGGAUGCGGCUUGCCAUCUCACUGGUGUCAUUGACUGGGCCGAAGCAGAAAUUUCCCCUUUCGGUCAAAAUCUUCAUUCCCUUGAGGCAUUUACUGGCUCACUCCACCUUCAACAUGGAUGGAAACGAUACAACGAUUACAAGGACUUGCAAGUCAGGUUCUGGGAUACCUUUAGCAAUGAGAUUCGCAAAAGUUUAACUCAAGAGACCAAAAAGGCCAUUGAAACAUCUAGAGUCAUGGGUUUACUACUCUCCCGGGGGUUCACAAAGCGGCUUGCUAAUGCAGCCCCACCUAUCCCAAUUUCCGAUGACAGCACGGGAAGCUACAACAUGUUGUUCCUUGACGGGACUCCUCCUCAAGCCAGAGACCAAGUUCAUUAUGCUGUGAGCGGAAACGUCUGGGCUCAUGGAGGAGAGAGAGCGAUUAUGGGACAUGGGACAUGGUCGUAUUUGCUACGGAAUCUUCUCCCCCUACAAUGAUUCAGAAUUCAGAGGACGCCGACAUCGGCAAGAGCUUGCUUCAGGUCAUGGACAUUCUCCAAUUUGG
This is a messenger RNA of Trematosphaeria pertusa, 1630 nucleotides long. RefSeq lists its product as uncharacterized. The transcript is spliced from 2 exons. NCBI's taxonomy places the organism in Eukaryota, Fungi, Ascomycota, Dothideomycetes, Pleosporales, Trematosphaeriaceae. The record is from RefSeq and is a predicted model, not a curated record. Bases 418 to 1563 code for a protein of 381 amino acids.